AUGGGAUUUCCCAGGCAAGAAUCCUGGAGUGGGUUGCCAUUUGCUUCUCCAGGGGAUCUUCCCGACCCAGGGAUUGAACCCAUAUCUCCUGCUUGGUGGGCGGUUUCUUUACCACUGAGCCACCUAGGAAGCUUAACUAUGUUAUCUUGCUUUAACUGUAUGGUUAAAUCCUAUUCUGUCAUUUUUUCAAAAGAUGGAAGAAGAUAUUAUGAGACACAUUUCUUUAACAAAUGCUCAUUGCUUGAGAGUAUUUUAAUUAAGCAGAGUUCUUUGGGGCUUUUAGAUUACAACUUGAUUUCAUGCCAGUUUUUUUUUUUUUUUUUUAAUUUGGUACAUUUUAACCUCUCCCUUCAGGAAUAUGAGCAACUCAAAUAG
Messenger RNA from Rangifer tarandus platyrhynchus (Svalbard reindeer), 375 nucleotides. NCBI's taxonomy places the organism in Eukaryota, Metazoa, Chordata, Mammalia, Artiodactyla, Cervidae. The record is from the annotation of a GenBank genome assembly.